Messenger RNA from Coffea eugenioides, 1152 nucleotides. Its product is annotated as phospholipase D zeta 1-like. The record is from RefSeq and is a predicted model, not a curated record. Lineage: Eukaryota; Viridiplantae; Streptophyta; Magnoliopsida; Gentianales; Rubiaceae. The annotation marks the transcript as partial. Gene Ontology annotation, cellular component: plasma membrane. Gene Ontology annotation, biological process: phospholipid catabolic process. Gene Ontology annotation, molecular function: D-type glycerophospholipase activity. The transcript has 7 exons.
AAUCAGUUUUUCAUAUCAGGUCUUUCGGGUGAUGAUACCAUUCAGAACCGUGUAUUGGAUGCUCUGUACAAGCGUAUACUCCAAGCACACAAAGAACGUCAGUGUUUCAGGGUUAUAGUUGUUAUUCCUCUCUUACCGGGCUUCCAGGGAGGUCUGGAUGAUGGUGGUGCUGCAACCGUACGAGCCAUCAUUCAUUGGCAGUAUCGAACAAUUUCCAGACCAAAAAACUCGAUAUUAGACAACCUUUAUUCUUUGCUGGGUGAUGAAACAGAUAACUAUCUAUCUUUUUAUGGUUUAAGGAACCAUGGCAAGCUUUCUGAUGGUGGUCCAGUGGUCACAAGUCAGGUGUAUGUCCACAGUAAAUUGAUGAUUAUAGAUGAUUGCAUAGCCCUGAUUGGAUCAGCAAACAUUAAUGACAGAAGUCUACUUGGGUCAAGAGACUCUGAGAUUGGCAUGCUCAUUGAAGAUAAAACUUUAGUGGAAUCAUCAAUGAAUGGGAACUCAUGGAAGGCGGGAGAAUUUUCUUUCAACCUACGGAUCUCUUUGUGGGCGGAGCAUCUAGGCCUGUGCUCUGGGGAGAUUGAUAAAAUCAGAGAUCCGAUAAUUGACAGUACAUACAAGGAUUUGUGGAUGGCAACUGCAAGGUCAAAUGCCAGGAUCUACCAUGAUGUAUUCGCUUGCAUCCCAAAUGACGUUAUCCACUCAAGGUCUGCUUUUAGACAAGCUUUGAGUAACUCAAGGGAGAAAGUUGGGCAUACUACCAUAGAUUUAGGAGUAGCCCCUGAGAAGGUAGAACAUUUUGAGAAUGGGGAAGUAAUUCUUAUGGAUCCAACUAGAAAGUUGGAGUCAGUAAGAGGAUUUCUGGUUUCUUUUCCCUUGGAGUUCAUGUGUCAAGAAAAAGAUUUGAGACCAAUGUUUAUUGAGAGCGAGUUUUAUACAUCCCCUCAGGUCUUUUAUUGAGAUAGCAUUAUAAAAGAAGAAAAACGCAUUGUACAGGAAGUGUAUAUAAUGCAGAAAUGAGGAUAGUUAGCUGUGUGAUUUUGUUGAUUAUGAUUUUUUUUUCAUUUUGAUAUUAUUUGUCUACAUAUGUAACAUCAAUAGCAACAUUGUAAAUCAUUCUUUGAAACUUUUAAAUAAAUAUUCGAUGUGAAA